AUGAUAGCAAAGAUAGAAGAACACCCCACGGCGGAGUCGUUUAGCGAGAUGAUAGCGACUUCUUCGCUGGUGAGCGGUUUGUUAGAGCUCACCCUCACCAAUAUUUCUGCGGCGAGCGAGAAAACGCCGGAGAAGGAGGUCGUGUACGACUCCGCGAAGAUUGAGCGCACGGCGAGAUCAAUUCGGAAGGCGGCCGACAUCUCGUAUUCAACGCUGAGGGGAUUUCUGAAAGCGCCGACGCCCUAUGAGGAUUUACGCUUCGUUUACCAUAAUUUAUCGCGAUCGCUAUUCAGCUGGAUGGCAGCCACCGCUCACAUGUAUAACACCGCGCUCACUGAGUUUUACCUCCUCAAGGACGAUGGGUAUCAGCAUGCGGUAUCGCUUAUUCGUGCGGUGAAUGUUCUGGGUUGGGUAUCCUCCACCAGCGAAGCUGUUUUUAACUGGAGCCAUGCACCAUGUAGGUUAGCGUACGAAGGGGUUUCCACGAAGUGGCUGAGGUACUGUGAAACAUCCUGCAUCUCUCUACAGCAUGUCACCACCCGUCAGGCAGCCUCCUUCGAGGAGCUGAUCGCGCUUUACCCCCUCUAUGGACCUUUUUGGCUGCAUUACGUCGUUCUUCUUUCCUUAGGAGAGAUGCCGAGUGGGAUUAUCGACACCGCCGUGAAGGUGAUUCACAUGCAGAAAAAAGACAAUCACGUGCGUUAUAGCAGCGUGGACUUCUUCCACGACGAUUGGGUUGAUCUGUUGCAAAUCUUGCUACUCCCUUCGUCACAGCUGGACGACAUGGGGGUCAAGAAAGCCAGGGAAAUUGCUAGAAAGUUGUUGGGGUCCUGUGAGAAUGUGCGAUCAAAGAAUUUUAUCGAGUCGAACCAUUCAAGCCCAGAGGUUUACUGGCCGGGAACCUUUUCGAAAGAGGUUCGCCCCCCGUUGUUAACCCGUGCCCAAUUCCAAAACUUACUCACUAAACUCACUCCCAUCAUGGGUCCAGAGGAAGAAGAUAUGCUAAAUGACCUAAAAAAUUGUCUGUAG
Messenger RNA from Phytomonas sp. EM1, 1029 nucleotides. NCBI's taxonomy places the organism in Eukaryota, Euglenozoa, Kinetoplastea, Trypanosomatida, Trypanosomatidae. The record is from the annotation of a GenBank genome assembly.